CCCCCUCCCCCCCCCCCCCCCGCUCCUGCAGCCCACCCUGUUACUUAAAUUGCCGGCACCUGCCUCCCUUCUUGGGCGCGGGGAGGGGUUUCUUGGCUCCUGUGAGCUUUGUGGGCUUCCGGGUUUGUGCUUUUCCUCCCUUUCUUCCUCUGCGCUGCUCUCGGGAUGAGGCCCUCGCCCCGACUUUGCUCCCAGGAGCAGCGGAUGAGCUGACAGUCAGCCAGACAUCACCAGCUGCUGUCCUGCCGGGACCCAGAGGCUGCAAGUGAGCCCCACGGUGAUUUCGUUUUCACAGACACACAUGGGGCAGGAGGUCGUGGGCUUGCACCCAAAGCAGUUCCUCGUGGGGCGCGUGCGUUUCAGUCUGCUCCCCAGGGACCCCGUGCUCUCCACCACGGGAGGGAGGAGCCGGACGAGUCACACCAGCAGGGCCCCCAAACAGCGUGACCGCCCUGGCGUGUGGAGGAGAAGGUGACCCCAGGGGAGGGGUCGUUUCCCAGAGCCGAUACAGGGGUGUCCUCGUCGGCAACACAGAUGCACGUCCUGAGCCCCUCAGCUGAGUCUGAGCGGGAGCCUGCCGGGUGGGGUCACAGCAGGGAGGAGACAGACCAGCUGGCCCUCGGGGGUGCCUCCCACGGUAAGUGGUCAGUGCUCAGCUGUGAGCCUCCUACCUGGAGAGAGAAGGAAAGACAGCAGAGCAAGGGAGGGCAGGGAGAGGCCUGUGUGCUAGCGGAGGACCCUGCAAGGUGGGGAGUCUUGCAGGAGGACCCAGGGAGGUGGGGAGUCUUGGAGGAGGACGCUGGGAGGUGGGGAGUCUUGGAGGAGGACGCUGGGAGGUGGGGAGUCUUGGAGGAGGACGCUGGGAGGUGGGGAGUCUUGCAGGAGGACGCUGGGAGGUGGGGAGUCUUGCAGGAGGACCCAGGGAGGUGGGGAGUCUUGGAGGAGGACGCUGGGAGGUGGGGAGUCUUGGAGGAGGACGCUGGGAGGUGGGGAGUCUUGGAGGAGGACCCAGGGAGGUGGGGAGUCUUGCAGGAGGACCCAGGGAGGUGGGGAGUCUUGGAGGAGGACGCUGGGAGGUGGGGAGUCUUGGAGGAGGACGCUGGGAGGUGGGGAGUCUUGGAGGAGGACGCUGGGAGGUGGGGAGUCUUGGAGGAGGACCCAGGGAGGUGGGGAGUCUUGGAGGAGGACCCAGGGAGGUGGGGAGUCUUGGAGGAGGACUCUGGGAGGUGGGGAGUCUUGGAGGAGGACCUAGGGAGGUGGGGAGUCUUGCAGGAGGACCCAGGGAGGUGGGGAGUCUUGGAGGAGGACGCUGGGAGGUGGGGAGUCUUGGAGGAGGGCGGUGGGAGGUGGGGAGUCUUGGAGGAGGGCGGUGGGAGGUGGGGAGUCUUGGAGGAGGGCGCUGGGAGGUGGGGAGUCUUGGAGGAGGGCGCUGGGAGGUGAGGAGUCUUGGACGAGGACGCUGGGAGGUGGGGAGUCUUGGACGAGGACGCUGGGAGAUGGGGAGUCUUGGAUGAGGACGCUGGGAGGUGGGGAGUCUUGGAUGAGGAUGCUGGGAGGUGGAGAGUCUUGGAGGAGGACCCUGGGAGGUGGAGAACCACGGAGGGAGAGGAAGACACGAGGCGUCGCCUGCUUCGUGACCUGGCAUUUAGAGAAAUGGCAGGAUCUGAAACCUCAUGUCUGCACCUGAGGGUGCAGGCAGCAACUUGAGGACAUUGGUACUGAGCCCGCGGCAGGAAGGAGCAUUGGCUGGGGCAGCUUGGCCCCUCUUGUGUUGCCUGCAGGUCACCUCCGGCCUGUGCCCUCUGCUAAGGGACUGAGACCUCAGCCACUGGGGAGGGGAGGUCCUGUAGCAGAGGCGCGAGGGCGGCUGACGGGCUGCUUGCCUCUGUCAUUCAGACCAGCGAUGGCGCGAGACGGAGCAGGCUGGAUCCCUGACGUGGAGACUAACUCUCAGGGAGCCAGAAAAGGGAGGUGUUUUCAAACCAUCCACUCCUGCCUUGCUUUUAUGUUUUUCCCUAAGAGAACAGUCUUUCUCCUCCAAGGCAGGCUGUGUAUGUGUGCCCGUUUGUGGGUAGGGGGGUUUUGUGUGGGCAUGCAGGCAUAUGUGUGUUGUGUAUUUGCUCGUGUGCACACACGUAUGUGUUGUGUGCACAUUUGUGUUGUGUAGAUGCAUGUGUGCGCAGGUGUGGACGGCAUCUUGGUCUCCCUGGGCGGAGUCUGCAGUCUUUUCGGCUCUGCUGGGAGUCCCACCUGGUGGGCUCGCUCUGCCGCCAUGACUCGCGGCACAGAAAGUCCCCUCAUUUACCCAAAGAAAACAAAAGAUAACGAUUUGGCUACUGAAGAUAAGGCCCCUGGUUCAUCAGGGAGGUUGGGAUGACCGUGAGCGUCCUCCCGGGAAUGCAGACCUGGAAGGAAUUGGUUUGCAAACACCUCAUCCUGGACCAGAAGUUCAGCAAAAAGCCUUGUGGAGAAAAGUGUCUCUAUCCAGUGGCGAGGCUUCCUGCUUUGUCCCUUUCUCGUUACGGUUGUUGGGCUGCUGCUCCCCCACUCUGUGAAAGGGGCGCGCUCGGUGCCAGGCCUGGCCUCGAGCCACACGCUGAGGUGGCUCCCCCUUCCUGAAGCCCCUCCUGCUCUGCGUUUCCCUCCCACCUCUGUCUGUCCCCUCCUAGAUCUCCUCUCCUGCCCGCGGCCUGAACCCUGUUCCCAUGUUCUGCGGGGCAGGAGGCUUUUCCGAACUGAAUGGGAAGGAGUGACCGCCCUGGGCCCCAGAACGCUCCCUCCUUUGCUUCACGGCACGUCACCCCUCUGUGAUCAGGUGACGUUAACUCCGUUGAGAGAGGGAAACCGAGGCAGGAGGUGGUUAAGGAACAGAGCCUGGGUCACCCCGCUGGGCAGAGGGGAGUGGGACCCGGGUCGGCGGUGUCCCAGAGCUCACGUGCUGACCUGCGUUCACUCUCCAUCCUGUCCCUCCCCCCCCCAGGGCCCCCAAGUGCCCUCUGUUAAAACUGCCUCGGUGAGGUCAGGCCAGGUGUUGAAGCUCCCGGUAGUUUUAAAACCUGUGUUCUUUCGCCCAGAAAGGAAAGCACUUUAAAUCCAUCACUACUGUGCGAUGAUGGGGGUGGUCCUACCACCUCGGGAACAAAGAGGUGGGUGUUCCUGAUGAUAGGGUGGGCACAGAACUAGAAUAUUUUCAUGUGGGAGGAGGAAUAGAGAAAUCUGGAGGCAUCUUUUCUUUCUGUCCCGGGGGUGGGGUCCGGAGUGCUGGGACCGCUUGUCGGUGUUUUUCUGAAGCUGGUUCUGUGUUAAGUUCCAGCUCAAGAGGGGCGUGGUCUAAUGCCGGAAGUAGCGCUUUUAGCACGUAUUAAGUAAAGUGAAGGGUAAUCGUUCCUUAGCUUCCGUCAGGUCCCGGGCACUGUUAUGAGUUGUCUUUACGUAGGGAUAUUGGCUGAAUUGGUGGCUCUCAGCGAUCUGGACACAGGCAGGGAGGCUGUAUACCUUUAAUCUCGCUGUAGCCUGUGCUCCCCGCAGUAGCUUACAUAGCCGCCACUUUCUUCUGCUUUUGUCAGUGGAAUAAUGGAGCGUAACCAAUUUGCUGGUGAUCAGUAUCUGAAAACAGACGAGUUCUUCACCCAGUACAUUUUUUUCCUUUGGAGAUUAAAGGAUAGAGUUUCAGCUCAACAUUAUGACUCCCAGGCUCAUGUAAUUCCUGAAGUUCAGGGAACCUUCAGGUCUAAUAUUCAGGUCCUCCACUGCAGAAUUACUAAUGCAUGUGUGAUCUGAGCGUGAUCUAGCCGCAUGGAAAGCUGCCCUGUAAGGGAGCAGGCCGCUAAGAAAUGGAAAGGGCCAGUAGCAUCGCCUGAGGCCAGCCCUGCCAGGCCAGGGUAGAGUUACUCAGAUAAAGGGCAGCAUCUGAUAGCUGCCGCAGCCCUCACCCUCGUGAUGCUGGGGACUGUACUUUUUGUCCCUUUAGACCUCCCUGGCACUAGAGCAUCAGUAAGGGCCUGCAGACGGGUGAGGAGUUGGUACAGCCUGGAAGAACUGUGUGUGGGGUAGGAAAGAGAUACAUUCCUUAACUUGUAAAGGAUGGUCUGUGUCUGUGCAGGUGCUGUCACCCUGGAAGUUUGUGGAGGCUGUGUGUGUGUGUGUGUGUGUGCGCGCGUGGACUCCCUGACACGUUCAAGAACACAGUGGUGUAGGGCCAGGACCAACUGUGAGUUCAGGUCAAGUCUUGACUUGCAUUGUCAAGUGCAGGACCGACUAGUGCAGCUAACUAGGGCUUUGGGCUACAGCUGGUUCAUUUCAUUUCCUCCAGUCCCUUUCCAGUCGCUGUCUGCUACUUCGCCAGCUGACAGGGUGACAGUAGAGGGCUCCCAGGAAGGUCUUAGUUAAAUCCCAGAGCCCAUUUGCCUCUGUUCCUAAAAUUGGUGGGGAGGGGACUGCUGGGCUUUUCGGGGAGGUCGCUCAGGUUGUGGGAUUUCCAUCCACCCACACUCUCCUCCUCGGAGGCUGGGGGGCAGCGGAGCAAGCCUGUGAGCGCCGGCCGGCCUGCGGGGCGGGGAGCAGCUCGGCCAGGCUGGGAGAGGGGCAGAGGGCGCUCAAGCCCGCCGUCGCCCUUCGCUCUGGCUGGUGUCGGGUCUCAGGCAGCCGGAUCCCGUUACCGGCCCCAGGACAUUCGGUUUCAUUGAAGAAUACCUUUCCCCUUCUGUCUCCUUGUG
Orcinus orca (killer whale) is the source of this 4715-nucleotide messenger RNA. RefSeq names its product antho-RFamide neuropeptides-like. The transcript is spliced from 2 exons. The record is from RefSeq and is a predicted model, not a curated record. The coding region runs from base 535 to 1440 and encodes 301 amino acids. Lineage: Eukaryota; Metazoa; Chordata; Mammalia; Artiodactyla; Delphinidae.